Messenger RNA from Esox lucius (northern pike), 1806 nucleotides. Its product is annotated as rhombotin-1. Lineage: Eukaryota; Metazoa; Chordata; Actinopteri; Esociformes; Esocidae. Gene Ontology annotation, molecular function: DNA-binding transcription factor binding; transcription coactivator activity. Bases 667 to 1128 code for a protein of 153 amino acids. Gene Ontology annotation, biological process: positive regulation of transcription by RNA polymerase II. The record is from RefSeq and is a predicted model, not a curated record. Gene Ontology annotation, cellular component: nucleus. The transcript has 4 exons.
ACACACACACACACACACACACACACACACACUUUCCAAUGUGCAAUACAUGUGUCUAGUUCAAAUUACAGUAAUGAGAGAAGUGCCCCGAGGGUAAUUGGUGUCCUUGAAAAAGCUAAUACAAAAAAAAAAAAAAACACGCACUCAGUCACAGGCAAUGUAUGUAUUGAAUUAUUGAUUCAAAGAGGGGGAGGAGUCGCUAAAAGAUCGGAGCAUAAUUACUUUAUAUAAUUAGCACGCGCGGGGAGAGUCGAGCACAUUUUACAAAGCGCUGGCACUACUAGAGGCUGAAACCCGAGGGUGACCGUCUUUUGAAGCUCCUGAUCCGAGGUUCCAAGUGGUUUGGCAAUCUCCGAGCUAUUAAAUUGGAACCUACCAUUUUGGUAGAGGGACACUGAUCCGCUGACACACUAAGACUGUAUUUUUCACAUGGCAUUAGUACUUUCCAACCUGCCAACGAAGGGGUUGCAAAUGGAUAUAAUCAUGGUUGGACCAAUUUGAUAUUGCUUUUAGCGUUCUGUACCUACAAGAGGAGCUGGAAGGCUUUGAUAUUCACCUUCAAGAUAAUCGAAAUAAUUCUCCGUAGACUGCGUCCGAGCAUUGAGGGGAACCUUGGAGAGGUUUUCGAAGCAGUGCGAAGAUUUUUUCGAGCGGAUGCUAUGAACGAUGGUGUUUGACAAGGAGGAAAGCGUUUCCUUGGUGCCCCUUCAGUCCAAGGGGAAGCCGAGGGUCUGCGCUGGGUGCAACAGGAGGAUCAGGGAGCGCUUCAUGCUCCAGGCUCUGGACAGGUACUGGCACGAAGACUGUCUGAAGUGUGCCUGCUGUGACUGCCGCCUGGGUGAGCUGGGCUCCACCCUCUUUACCAGAGCAAACCUAAUCCUCUGUCGCAGGGACUACCUCAGGCUCUUUGGGAUGACCGGGAACUGUGCGGCCUGCAGUAAGAUCAUCCCGGCCUUUGAGAUGGUGAUGAGAGCCAAGGACAAUGUGUACCACUUGGACUGCUUUGCCUGCCAGCUCUGCAGCCAGAGAUUUUACAUUGGUGACAGGUUUUUCCUGAAGAACAACAAGAUUGUGUGUCAGCAGGACUACGAGGGAGAUCAUCAGAAUGGCCACUCUGAGACUCAUUGAACCCCACCGCCCUCUGCUGAUUAGAGACUAGCCAACCUCUCUGGUUUCUAAUACACCGUUUUCUAAUUACAUUCACUAAGAACCAAAUGGAAGCAAACUGACCAAAAUAGGGAGGAACCUACCUGAACCUGUUUACUGCCAAUAAGUAAUUAUUGUUUUGUGUUGCGAAAAUAUUUUUCCGUGGUGUAAGCUAAUGAGUACACCCCAAUUGAUAACGUGAGAAGCAACCUUUCAUUUUAUAAAACAUCUAAGCAGGGGAACACGACAUGGCUAAUGAAGUGGUCUUAGGAUUUUGCCUUCUGUUGACUGUGAAAUGUGGAUGCAACACCAUUAAGUAUGAAGAAGGGGGAAAAAAAGGUGAAAAAAGGUCUAAGCAGUAUGUUAGGCCUCUAUUAUAAAGUAAUGCUUCUGAUAUGAAACCGUUCUGAAUGGGUAAUGAAUCUCUGCACUUUGACGGAGCCAAGUAAUAUGCACUUAUUCUUUUAAGGUUGGUGAUCGAUCUGCAGUAGUUCACCAUAGGCAGGCCCACUGGUAUUGUUGGAAUUCAGUUCUGAUGUACAUAUUGAAUAAUAACUUGCUGAUUCUCUUAAGAUAUUUCAGUUAUAAAUUAAAACUUGUGUACAUUGUGAUUUAAGUUUGAUCAGCUUUUGAAUUGAAUAAACAAACUGGAGAAUUGUA